Epithele typhae is the source of this 4452-nucleotide messenger RNA. Its product is annotated as multidrug resistance-associated ABC transporter. NCBI's taxonomy places the organism in Eukaryota, Fungi, Basidiomycota, Agaricomycetes, Polyporales, Epitheliaceae. The transcript is spliced from 27 exons. Gene Ontology annotation, molecular function: ATP hydrolysis activity; ATP binding; ABC-type transporter activity. Gene Ontology annotation, cellular component: membrane. The coding region runs from base 1 to 4452 and encodes 1483 amino acids. The record is from RefSeq and is a predicted model, not a curated record. Gene Ontology annotation, biological process: transmembrane transport.
AUGAAGAACCCGCUGCAUCCUCCACCCGCCCCGCCAGCGUUCGCGGAUGGCAAGCUCGUCCCCGAGGAGUCCUCCAAUCCCUUCUCAAGGCUUUUCUUCUCGUGGUUGGGCCCCUUCCUCGCCGUGGGUUUCUCGCGCCCCCUUCAGAAAGAAGACUUUUGGACGCUCCCCAACUCCCGCCUGACGGGUCACCUCACUGAACGCGUCGAACAUUCAUUCUACAGACGAUGCCCUCCCGAAGAACGCCCUACGUUCAUACGCGACCCUGCUGCCGGUCCACAAGCUUCGGGCGUCUCGCGCCAAUCAUCCGUGUCCAGCGAGACGCAACACGCCGAGGAUGAGAAGCAAGAAGACAAAGCCACCGCAGAGGCGACGAGCAAACGAAAGGCGCACAGCACCCCACCCGAGACCACCAAGUCGGGAAAGCCGAGGAAGUAUGACGCCAACCUCGCGAUCGCUCUACACAACGUCUUUUGGGUACAAUGGUGGACUGCUGGAAUCUUCAAGCUCUUUUCUGAUACCCUCAACACUUGUACUCCCCUGGUGAACCAAGUCCUCCUAACGUGGCUCACCCAGUCAUUCGUAUAUCUCCGUGCCAACGAGGAAGAGCGGGCUGUGAUGUCGAAACCACAGGGAAUUGGCUACGGUAUCGGGCUUGCAUUUGGGAUCUUCGCGAUGCAAGAGGUGUCCAGUCUGCUGUCCAACCACUACCAGAUGAUCGCAAUGACCAACGGUCUUUGUCUUCGUACGAGCCUCAUUGGAGCAAUCUUCCGCAAAUCAUUGCGCCUUAGUGGCAGAGCUCGAAACGAGCACAGUGUGGGCCAGAUCACGACCAUGAUCUCCACAGACGCUACGAGGUUGGACCGAAACAGCUGGACCCUUCACAAUUUGUGGAUUGCCCCCAUCCAGAUUGCCCUCGGUAUUGGCUUGCUCAUCCGCAAUAUCGGUGUCGCCGCCCUCGUUGGGCUCGGGGUACUGAUCAUCGGCUUCCCCAUCCAACUCAUGCUCGCCAAGGUUAUGUUCGCGCAACGCAAGAAGGGUGUCGUGCUCACCGACCAGCGCGUCCGUAUGUCCAACGAAGUCCUUUCCGGUAUACGCCUCAUCAAGUAUUUCGCCUGGGAGUCGUUCUACUCCCACCAUGUCGGCGAUCUGCGAGAGCAGGAGAUCCGGACCAUUCGCCGUCUUGCCGCAGCGCGGUCCGUCCUGAUCGGUGUAGUCACCGUCGUGCCAAUCAUAGCAACCGUCCUGUCGAUUGUGACGUACUCCCUCAUCAGUGACAGCUUCGAUGUCGCGAUAGUGUUCUCGUCUGUGCAAUUCUUGGGGAUCAUCCGGCUCCCCCUGACCCUGCUCCCGCUCGUCCUCGCGUCGGUGACAGACGCGCUCGUCGCGCUCGGCCGUAUCUCGAAAUUCCUCCGGGCGGAAGAGCUCGAAGUGCCCUACCUCGUCGACAACGACGCCGCCGACGCGAUUGCUGUGGAUGGCGACUUCACCUGGGAGACCGUGCGCAAGGCCUCCGACGAGUCGCCCAAGUUCGGUCACGGGCGUAGUGGACAGCGUAGCGGCAAGGGAAGUCGUAAGAGCAGCCCAUCCCGGGCGGACAAGCGCAAGGAGAAGGAGAAGCGGAAGGGUAAGGGCAAGGAUUCCGUUCUCCCGACAGUCACCGAUGGCACCGAAGGCGAGGUGGAAAAGGGCAAAAAGGCGGAGGAAGAGAAGCCGUUUGCGCUCAACGCUCUCAAGCUGAACAUUCCCAAGGGCUCGUUCGUGGCGAUCGUCGGUCGAGUAGGUUCCGGAAAGAGCUCUCUUCUCCAGGCGUUGAUCGGAGAGAUGCGCAAGAACCGUGGCGACUGUGUCUUCUCGUCGACGGCCGCGUACGUCCCUCAGACGGCGUGGAUCAUGAACGCGACCCUCCGGCAGAACGUCACCUUCGGCGAGGAAGACGAUGAGACCAAAUUCCGCGAGAUCAUCAGAGCUUCCUGCCUCGAGCCCGACCUCGGGAUGCUCCCGAACGGCGAGGAGACCGAAAUCGGCGAGAAGGGCAUCAACCUCUCCGGCGGUCAGAAAGCCCGCGUCUCCCUCGCGCGCGCUGCAUACUCGGGCGCGGACAUCGUGCUCAUGGACGACUCGCUCUCCGCCGUCGACGCCUACGUCGGCAAGACCCUCCUCGACACCCUCCUCCUCAACGGCCCGCUCGCGACGAAGACGAGGGUGCUCGUCACGCACACGCUCCACGUCCUCGACCGCACGGACUACAUCUACGUCAUGGACGAGGGCCAGAUCGUCGAGCAGGGCACGUACGCGGACCUAAUGGCGAACGGCCCGGCGUUUUCGCGGUUGAUGGAGGAGUACGGGUCGCUCGACCGCCAGGACGACGACGUGGUGGCGGCAACCAAGAAGAAGAGGGCGGCGGCGGAUGCGAAGGCGGCGGAGGCCGGACUCGAUGCCAAGGUGCCGGUGAAGGCGACCCAGGGGCUCAUGCAAGAGGAGGAGCGGAUGACGGGCGCGGUUGACUGGUCGGUCUACAUGCGGUACUUCCGGUUCUGUGGGGGCGUGAUGGUCUUCCCACUCGUGCUCAUGUGGAUCGUGCUCGCGCAGGGCGCACAAGUCGGUAACACGCUCUUCCUUGGGUUUUGGACGUCGUCGACGAUCUCGGGUUUCUCCCAGUCGGAUUACAUCGGGACGUACACGGCGCUUGGUGUCGGUAGCGGUCUGUUCACGUUCUUGCUGAGUUUGACUAUCAGUUUGGCAAGCUUGACUGGCGGUCUCAGGAUGUACAAGACGGCCUUCACCGCUGUCGUCCGCUCGCCCGUCUCGUUCUUCGACACCACCCCUCUUGGUCGGAUCAUGUCGCGACUGUCCAAGGAUCAGGACACGAUCGACACGGAACUAUCUAUAAUUGCCAUCCAGCUCUUCAGCACUGCCAGCAAUGUUUUCGGAACGGCCGGCCUAGUCUUCUACACCUUCCCCUACCUCGGCAUCAUCUUUGCCCCCAUGAUCAUCCUCUACUACUCUGCUGCCCUCUACUAUCGGCGCAGUUCUGUCGAGGCGAAGCGUAUCGACUCUCUUCUGCGUUCGCUCUUGUAUGCGUCUUACUCUGAGACUCUCACCGGCCUGAGCACUGUUCGUGCCUACCGCUGGCAAGACCGAUUUGUGAACAAAUCGAACGAAGGCCUCGACCAGGAAAACCGUGCAUACUACAUGACAAUUGCCAUACAGCGUUGGCUUGCAGUCCGCCUCGACGUCCUCGGCAACAUCCUCAUCCUCGGCAUCUGUCUCUUCGCGGCCGGCUUCCGGUCGUCCGUCGACCCCAGCAAGAUUGGAGUCGUGCUCUCGUAUACCCUCAGUAUUACCCAGAUGUUCUCGACAAUGGUGUCUACCUACGCACAGAACGAGCAGAACUUCAACGCCGUCGAGAGAGUGCUCUACUACACUGAUCUUCCGUCCGAGGGCGCGGCGACCACCCCCGACGAUCCUCCGCCGUCCUGGCCCGCGCACGGUGAGAUCAAGUUCAAGGACGUCGAGAUGGCGUACCGUCCAGGUCUCCCUCCGGUCCUCAAGGGUGUCUCGUUUGACGUCAAGCCCGGGGAGAAGGUCCGUCGGCAUCGUCGGGCGUACGGGCGCAGGCAAGAGCUCGCUCCUACAGGCGCUCUUUCGGAUUGUCAACGUCCAAGCGGUGCCAUCGAAAUCGACAACGUGGACAUCGCGAAGAUCGGGCUCGACACGCUCCGUGAAAGGCUCGCGCUCGUCCCACAGGACAGUUUGCUGUUCAAGGGUACGCUUCGGGACAACAUUGAUCCGCAAAACACUCGGACGGACGCUGAGCUGCUGGAUUCGCUGCGGCGUGCGUGGCUCCUGCCGAAGGAGGGCACCCCGGUCGAUGCGACGACGGAAGCGAAGUUCAGCCUCGAUUCGCCAGUUAGCGAUGAGGGGUCCAACUACAGCGCGGGCGAGAAGCAACUGCUCGCGCUGUGCAGGGCGUUGGUCAAGAACAGCCGCAUCAUUGUCCUCGACGAGGCGACGAGCAGCGUCGAUGUCGAGACGGAUGCAAAGGUGCAGCGGACGAUCCAGACCGAGUUCUCGUCCUCGACGCUUCUGUGCAUCGCCCACCGACUGAACACCAUCGUCUACUACGACCGCAUCCUCGUCAUGGACGCCGGCAAGGUCGUCGAGUACGACUCGCCCCUCGCGCUCUUCGACCGCCCGGACUCGGUCUUCCGCUCCCUCUGCAACGAGGCCAACCUCUCCCGCCAGGACGUCCUCCGCAUCCGCGCCUCCGUCCAGGCCGGCGGCCGCGGCGCGCUCUCCCUCGUGCCCUCCGCGCUCCCCUCGGCCGUUCCCUCAGCCGUGCCGUCGAUCCACGAGAAGGCAGAACCCGCCGUGGGCGCGACGGAGCCGCCGCCGACGGCGGUCGCGGAGGUGAUGCCCGAGUCAGGGGCGUCGCAGCCAUACCUGUAG